AUGUCGGCUCUCAAAGGAGGUAAUGAUGAACAAAACAAAAAGGAAAGUUGUACAAAAUCUCAUUCAGAUGAACCAGUCACGAUGGUAACGCGGUUCGGCUUAAAUCCGAGAUUGGGUUUCAACUUGCGCGCUUGUCCUAAUAAUCCUUGCGGAUAUAAGCAUUGCAACCUAAUUGUUCAGAUGGGAACGGCUGUAAAAACAAGUAGACCACGGGAACAGAGUGCUGCCGUUGCUCGUGUCAGCAUUGCCUUUGAUAAUAUUGGAAAGACUUUGAAAGGGCCCAAGACUGCAGUAUGGAUCGAUUUUCUUACGACAAAAUUUGAAGCAAGGUUGUCUCGUGUUGCCCCUGUAUCUGUCAAUAUAUUCGCAAAACAUUAUGAGGAUUUGUGUCCAUGA
This is a messenger RNA of Botrytis fragariae, 396 nucleotides long. RefSeq lists its product as uncharacterized. The record is from RefSeq and is a predicted model, not a curated record. NCBI's taxonomy places the organism in Eukaryota, Fungi, Ascomycota, Leotiomycetes, Helotiales, Sclerotiniaceae. The transcript is spliced from 3 exons. The coding region runs from base 1 to 396 and encodes 131 amino acids.